Molecule: messenger RNA, 9447 nt
Organism: Malaclemys terrapin pileata
Lineage: Eukaryota; Metazoa; Chordata; Testudines; Emydidae
Gene: CEND1
Product: cell cycle exit and neuronal differentiation 1
Exons: 2
Coding region: 286-681 (131 amino acids)
Biological process (GO): cerebellar granular layer maturation; cerebellum development; radial glia guided migration of cerebellar granule cell
Source: RefSeq, a predicted model, not a curated record
CCUCUUCCGUCCUCCCUCCCUCCUCUCUGCAGAACAUCCAGCUUCCAAGGUGUGACUUGUACAAACAACAGUCUGGGGAGAGAAGGUUCUGUAUCGUGUCCUGGUGAAGUAUUGGCUAAGUGAGAAGGUUGCUGGGACGACGGCUACAAGGGGAUCCAUUUGAGGUCGAUCUAUCAGCCUGCCUACACCAGGUGAAAGCAACGUGGGUACAUAUAGCUAGUAGUAAUAUCCUGAGAGUUGGCCCUGUGAAGGUCAGGUCACUCCCCUCCGACAGCACUCAUAGGAAUGGAAUCUAAAGGAAGCACCCGAAGCGGAAGCAAACCUGAUGCCAAGGCCGCCAGCUCUGGAAAGCAGGAGAAGCCCAACCCCGGGCCUGCUAUGAAUGCAGACAAGAAGGAAACCCCCUCCAAGGAGCAGCCCACCCCUGUGGCCACAACGAAGAAGGCAGCCAGCGAGGCUCCUGCACUGAAUAACCACAGCAAUCUGAAACCCAGCCCUGCGGCCCCGGAGGUGCAAGAGGCCACCGGCCAGUCCCCUGACUCUGAGCACAAGGGAAAUGGCGCGGAGGAAUCCUCAGGCAGCGUCUUCGAUAACGUGAAGCCAUUGGCCAUUGUUGGAGGUGUGGUGAUGGCUGCCAUUGCUGUAAUUCUGGGAGUGGCGUUCCUAGCCCGGAAAAAAUGAAGACCGAGAAAGGGUUGGGGGAGAGAAAUAUAAUCAACUGUACAGUUCCUUUUGAAACACAUGCAUGCAGUAAAUUCUAUACAUAUCUAUACAUAUAUAGAGAGAGCACUAGAUAGGGUAACUACAGCACCAACAACUACUCCAAAAGUCUUGUUCCAAAGGAGCCGUGCCAGUUUGACCAGUAUGGGUACUCCAUGCACUCAAUAUGUGCUUUUGUGUAAUAUAACUUGGCUUGUACAACUGUGUAUAGAUUACAGCUUCUUCUGAUCAGUGUAAAUGCCGGUGUCCCCUCCCCCACGCUCCUCCCCAGGAGACUCCCCACUUUCCCGUAGUCCCAGCAUUUCCAAGCAGAGGUGUUCUACAUCCCAUCCUGAGUCCCUGCUCUAUUUAUUUUGAUGUUUUUUAAUUGGGUUGUGGUAGAGAAGAGGAAAGGGAAUAGUACUAAGACCCAGUUCAUCAAUUAUUGUGGUUUAUUAUUAAUAUCGUACCCCAACUUGUGCUGGGCGCUUUGCAGACAUGUAAGAAGGCAGCUCCGAGCUUACGGCCUAAUAGGUACAUUAUGUUCCUAAUGCUUAUCACCCAACCUUUAAAAACAAACAGACAAGACAGGAGUAACCCAUAGCUGGAGGUGAGCUGACUGUGUGAUAUAGAAGAGUGUGGAUCACAUGGCAUUAUAGAACCUUUUCUCUGUCUGAGCUGCAAGCCAGUAGCUACAGUGAAGCUCAAGGGGCAAAUAUGUCUCACUGAGAUCUACAGUGCAGUUUGCAGCCCAUGGAGACAACAUACAAGGCUUGGAGUCCCAUCCCCUCUUUAGUCAUACAGAGGACAGUUUCAACCUGCUCCAUGUUAUGUAUAUUGGGGGCAGCCCCAGGCACCCAGCCAUUUGCCAAUGCAGAUAAGACCAUUGGGACAGUGUGGGCAUUCCUGCCCUAGAGGGUGAUAGACUGUUUUGGACACAGUUUCUGAUAAACUUGAAGUGGCCUCAGUAGUGCACUAAGGGCUCAAUCCAAACUGCACUGAUGUCCGUUGGAGUUUUUCCAUUGACUUCAGUGGGCUUUGGCUCAGGCCCUUAAUCCUGGUGCUUUUCCAUCAAAGGUUGAUCUACCACACGCAAGGAGAGAAGAAAAGGCAGACAAGAACUAGGCUUUAAGGGCAAGCAGCACAUGAAGCACUAUGGGAAUGACAUACAUGAACCCCUUUAUGCUGGGAAAACCAUGUGCAAAAGUGAUGAAAACAGAUGGUGCUUGGAGAGAUCUUCUACCCCCUAAUUUGAGUCUACCAGGAAAAUGUGAAACAUCCAUGUCUUGAAAGUGGAAACAAUUUCCCCAAACUUGGAAACAGCCUGGUUUCCUUUGCUGGGGCGGGGAAGGAGGGGGGGAGGAAGGGGUGAGAUAUAAAACCAGACCGUGGGUAGGAAGGGAAAAGUAAGGGAGAGGAUAGAUGGAUGCUCCAUUUACUACAUUGAGAAGAUGAGACACACAGGGAUGAGGGAUGAGUGACCUUUCCAGACUCAGAACUUCCAUUACGACCCGCAUUUGCUGCUGCUGCUAUAGUAUAGAAAGGAUUCUUUAGCCAAUGUUUUGUUUUAAAUGGAGCCAGAAUUGAAACCGAAUCACCCAAAGAGUCACUGGAGCUCAGCAGUAGUACCUGCUAACCGGUGAGUGGUACACAGGAGUGUCACAGUUUUGCAGCGAUGAUUGGCAAAGAUACUGUACAAAAGUCAGAGAAACCGGUCCAAAUUCAGAGGGAAUGUAGAAGGUGGGGUGUAAGUUACAUGUCUGGAAGGGAGCCUGAGCACCUGGGAGUAUAAACCAGUAUAAGGGCUGGAUGAAGCAUCAAUUAUGCCAAGUCUCUUAGUUUCUUACCCCAGAUUUCUUGCAUCUUCCACUGACACAUCUAGUAUCGGCCACUGGUGGUUGACAGGAUACUGGACUGGAUGGACCACAUAUCUGAUCCAGUCUGGCAAUUCCUAUAUUUCUAACUCAGAGUCCUUGAAGAAUUUGGCCUACUUAGUGCAUGUGGCUCAUCAGAAUAUUUGGGCACAGCUUCUUUACAAAUUCCCUUCUAUUCCUGCAGUUAGAUUUUUCACCAUUUUUUCUACAAGGCUCUUAAAAUAUUCCCAGAUGUAUGCGGCCUCUUUGGGAGAAAAUUCUAUCUCCUGGUUUCCAAACUAUUGUGUGUUUCUGAGUUUUAACCUGCAUAUGUUCUUUUCCAUUGCACAGACAGAUGCAAUAUGAUCAGGUUUGCCCCAUUGUUGAAACAAGUGCUAACAACCACCAUGCUUAAACUUGAUAGGUGCUAGCACUGUUUCACCUGUAUUAUGGACAGGACUUGUAACUUCACCUUGUAAUACAAUCCCUCCUGUACUGAGAAGGCUCUGGGAAAACCUUAGUAAGAAUAGACUAGCUACAUCAUGGGGGAUUCCUUGUUGUUAUUUAUCCAGAAGGUUGUUUGGCUGGUUGUUUCUUUAAUAACCUUUCCUUGUUGAGGAGCUAAUUUGUCCCCAUGAUGUUUUGCAGAUGCUGAGAUGUAAAUUUAUUAUUGUAAGCUGGGAUGAGGAUAGGGUGAAGAUGGGGAAGUGCAAAGUAUAGGCAUCUGAGAUGGAGAAGAGAUCAUCGUAAUUGUCUAGCCUGUCUCCUGCCAAUGCAGGGCUGGUGAUUCCUGGAACUUAUGAAGCAGAGAUUUGAUUUCUAGUUUCAAGUGUAAAUUAAUUCAAGAGAUGUUUCCCUAUUUGUUGCCCUCCCAUUUAGUUCUGGCAGAUGUGUUUUCCAAUGGAGUGUGUGAUAAAAAUCACAGAUCUAGCUCCUUUCUGCUCUGAACUAACCAGGGUAGACAGACAUUUAAGGAGGAAAAGGAAACAUUGGAUGCUUCACAGGAGCCUCUCUCUCUCCUUUUAAAAGUAUUUUAAUUUGACUGCAUUAAUUUUUGGAAAACUGAGAAAAAAAGUUCUGAGUUGGGAGGGGCCUGAGCUGCAAAACUUCCAUCCAGAUCCGAACUAUUCCCCAAAGCAUUAAGAUAUGUGAUUUGGAUAGGCCCAUCUCUAGUUCUAAGCCAAUAAUUUCCUCCUGAAAUAUGCCAGAGAGGUUAUUGAGACAUGGGAGAUGGUGACGGUGGCAGGACAAGAAAAUCGUCAUCUUGAAAAAUAACCUUGCCCUCAAUCAUAUUUAUGGCUGUGAAGAAAUAGGUUAGGUCUAUAAGGGAAUCAUUCACUUACUGUAAUUUCUCGGUACUGUUGUCCACUGUCCAUGACUCAUUCUCCAGAACCCAGCUCAUUUGCUGGUCUGAAAACACCCAUUUUUUGUGUGGAUGUGUACAACCCCACCACCUUCUUGAAGAAUAUUACAUGUAUAUAUUACAGUUUACUGCAGUCUUUGUAAAGCCACACACCCCAUAUUUUUUGUAAAGAAAAAUAUUGAGACAACCCUUUAUUUGUGCACCUGCAUUCACACAAAGUGUCCAUGUUUUCUUUUUUGUACCAUUUGCAUUCUGCCAUGCAAUGCCUUAAGCAACAUUUUUGGUCAUGGUUUCUUACCACUAAGAGAAUGUCUGGCUAGGAAACUCCUGAAUGUAUAGCAUCCCCAUUGUGCUACAAGCUAAAAAUUACUGUCUCCCCAUGUUCCCCAAAUAGUCACGUGGGCUACUUGCUUUUAAAAAGAUACUUCCUCUUUUAAAGUAUUUUGGAAUGUGUUGUAUUGUGUUGUAGUGGAACUAGUGCUGGUUUGAGUCUGGUAUAUCACAAGGAGGUGCCAUGCAAGCUUCCUAAACACAUAGGGUUUCUAUGCCCUCCAGUCCUGACUUGCAACUACCCCUUUUAGCAGAUGCUGCCUGUUAUACUUUGUGCCGCACUGCAUGGUGGUUUCCUGUUGAGCACAAAAGUCCAGUGAGAACUAGACUGAGAAGAGCAAAUUAUCUCUCGGUUGGAACCUACGGCAGAUUGAAACCCAAUUUGUCAUGAGGCAAAAGGCUAACGAAUGAACUUGCUGUGCUAAAUAAAUAGUUGUCCUGUUUUGCGGCAGCACUGAGCACAUGCCUUUAUUUGCUUGAUGUAUUAUGUUGUGUUUUCUGUAAUAUGAGGUCCUUUUAGUGAUAUCUCCUCAAUGAGAACGAAUUAAAGCUUGAAACUGAUAAGAUUCUGGCUUGGGGAUUUGUAGGGAUCUAGAUUGCUAGUUUACUCUUAUUGAUGCUGUUUAUAAAUUAGAAAUUUGAUAAUUAAUUAUACAAACACUGCAGUAGAAAAUGCAGCUUAUCUUUAAAACAAUAGAUUCAAUUACUAUAUUCUAUUUUGACGAAACCACCUCUCUCGAUCUAAUGCAAGAAUGUCACUUUUAUCUCUUGGACAAUUUAGUACAGGGUUUUCCCUGUCCCUAGCUCUGUAAAUGUGAAAUUGACUACAUUUCCUCUGAUGGGGCCUGACCCAAAUCCCACUGAAGUCAAUGGAAAGACUUCUAUUGACUUCAGUGGACUUUGGAUCAGGUCCAUGCCUCUUAAUAGUUUUGCUGUGGGAUAGAAUCAAAUCUGAGCACGAGGGAUGUUCUGACCGCAUUUUCAGCAUGGUAAGAAUGUAUUCUGCCAGGUGAUUUCUAUCUCAUGUAGGCUGUGAUUCACCAAAAGCACUUAAGCACAUGCUUAACUUUAAGUAGACCCACUGACUUCAGUGUUACAUGCUUAAGUGCUUUGCUGAAUCAGGGCUUUGGGGGUGAUCCAAAAAACAUGAAGGGGAAUCUUUCCACUAAUUUCAGUAGGCUGUGGAUCAGGCUGUUAGAGUUACUUUCCCAUUUUCUGUUCUUAAUUAUUUGUAUUGUGGUAGUGCUUGGCAUGGUCCCUCUGUGCUGGGUUAAUUUCACUCACAGGGAAUGGGGAAAACAACCAUUAGGUUUGAUCCUGAGAGGGGACAUGAUAGCAGUUUUCAGGUAUCUAAAAGGGUGUCAUAAGGAGGAGGGAGAAAACUUGUUCAUCUUAGCCUCUAAGGAUAGAACAAGAAGCAAUGGGCUUAAACUGCAGCAAGGGAGGUCUAGGUUGGACAUUAGGAAAAAGUUCCUAACUGUCAGGGUGGUUAAACACUGGAAUAAAUUGCCUAGGGAGGUUGUGGAAUCUCCAUCUCUGGAGAUAUUUAAGAGUAGGUUAGAUAAAUGUCUAUCAGGGAUGGUCUAGACAGUAUUUGGUCCUGCCAUGCGGGCAGGGGACUGGACUCGAUGACCUCUCGAGGUCCCUUCCAGUCCUAGAAUCUAUGAAUCCUUAAAGGGUUCCACAUGUGGAGCUCUCACAUACUUCAGGUUCUAUCCUUUGAUCUCAUGGACGGCCAGGGAAGCCAUAAGCAGAGACUAUAAAGAGUGUCCAUCUCACAUAGUGCAUUCAAACCUACUGCUCCAUUUACAUCUAGUGAAUUACUCCUAGCCCAAAAUACAAUUUAUUUUAAAACAAUCCCUAAAUAAUCUAAGGACUUGGAUCAUCAAGAAAUUACUUUUCUUGGCCCAUCGAUUUUAAAAACUCUUCCAAGCCAAUCGUGAUUUUAGUUUAAUCCUUCACCAAAGUCCAUCUGUUGCAAAUACUGCUCAUUACUUUUAACAGCAUGUCCAAUUAUGUUAAGAGCAUUGAGUGUAGGCUGAUAAACCUUCGCUAUUAUGUUUAAUUCAUGGCAGAAGAUGAGGUGUUCCCUAAACUAGACUAUCAAAUGAUAUAUAAAUUAUAUGUAAUGUUCCUCUCCGUGGGCUAGACUCUUCUAGCCUUGAUUACACAGAGUAGCACCUUAUUUCCCAUUGACUUCAGAGGGACUAUCAUGAUGUAAGUUACUCUGUAGGCUAAGGAUAUUGCAAUCUGGCCCAUAGACAGUAGACCACUGAAGGCCAUGUGUGUCAUUCAGUCCGAUGUCUUCACAGGACUACUCACUAUGUCAUUUCAUAAUGAUGGUGCUUUGACCAUGUGCCAUUGAGAAGAUCAUUUCAUUGCACAAUUUUCUCAUACAGUUAAGAACUUUUCCUCAUUAGCUGCAGGUUUUUGCCCUUUUUCCAGCCAUCAUCAGAGAAUAAAUUCUGCACUUCCAUUAACUAUUAGGUAUUCAUAGGCUAUGACCAAGUUCCCUCCAUCACUCCAAAUCUCAUUUCUAGUUUAUAUGGGCCAGAUCCUCAGCUGGAAUAAAUUGGCAUAGCCCCAUUGACUUGAAUGGUGUUACACUGAUUUACGUCAUCUGAGAAUCUAAUCCGGUACAUUUGUUUCCUUAUACUUAAUGGCUUAUUCUCCAACUUUGGAAUAAUACUCGCUUCCCUUCUUUGCAUUUUAUUUAGCAUUCCUGUAAUUUUCCCAAGCAAUUUUCCAAGUGUGCUCUAACCAGGGCUAGGCUGAAACCAGAUUUCUGUGCCUGUCAAACACAGGAGUAGAGUUUUAACAGUCCACGCAAAGAAUAGCAAAAGUUAUGCCAUUUAAUAUAUAGAUGGAACACUCGGGCUAUAUGUCACAGGUGGGGAGUGGGGGUGCGCAAGCUUUUAAUCUGCUAUAGUUACCCAAGUCACAAGUAAAUAUUAUGGCCCAAGUUUGCAAGGUGAUGAGUUUCCUCAAUUUCCAUUGAAGUCAAUGGAAGUUGGGGACAUUGCUAGUCUCAUUCUAGUCCUCAUUAUUGCACACCAGUGACUCACUACAUGAUUGACACUCUGUUCAAGGGAGGCCCCUGACUGAGGAAUGAUUGCAGAUCAGGAUUGAGAUGCACUGGCAAAGCUGUGUGAGGGAAGCUAGCACAGUAUUGCAUGCUCUGUGCAUGGCUCAAGCCGGUGCUAUUGGUCCUUCAGUUAUCUGAGUGCAGAGAUGAAAGAAAUUAAAUAUAUUUUGUUGACAAAAGACUUGAGGCCUGAUUUUGAUCUAGGUCCAUGGCAUGGAUCAUAGUGGGCCUUGGAAAUCUGCUAAUGUGCAUGGCACAUGCUGUAUUUCCCCCACCACAAGAGAACAGGUUUGAAGUUGGUGCAUCAGCUGGGCACAGAAAAGUCUGCAAGCUUUGUUUCCAUUUUGGUGGGCUGUUCAGAUUGUGCUGUCCCAUGGGGAUAUGUUAGUGUGAAGAUACGCUCAUCACAUGGCAAGUUUACAUUGCCUUGAAACAACAGCUUUCCCAAUCAGAUGAAUCUCAGAGCAGGCAAACACUAUGGAAGGUUACUGAUCUUAGCUACUCACAGAUGUGGCUCUACCUUCCACUGCUGCAUUGCCCUGUCUUAAAAUCUCCACUUGUGCAAACGCUGUCGGUGACUCACCUGAUAUGUAGUGAUGUGACUCAGUUUACCACAAGCAGUGGGAGCAGAAUCUGCUGUUCUCCACUACUUUUCACUGAUAAAAUAGGACUGGCCUUGCUGGCACAUACAGAAUUAGGAUAAAAUGAGGUUAGGAUCUACAACAUAUUUUCACAUGCCACCCCUGUCCCUACUUCCCCCACGUAGACUAGAGUCUGCAAUCAUUCCUGCAUAGCCAUCUUCCCAUUCCACCCCACCUUGGUUUUCACAGUUGGAUCCGGCCCACUUAGGGAUCUGGGUCAGGAUCCCAAGAAUCAAAGUUUCUGCCUUGCACGUUGAUGCUAUGGAGCAACAAUGCCCAGCAGUGAGAGGGAAACUUUAAAUUCUGCCUAUCUUCAUGAAGCCCUGCAGUAUGUGCUAGACUCUAUCGCUGUAGCGUCAAACAAUCCAAAGUUUCUAGGGCGAGUCAACAAAAACAAGGACAGCAUCUUCCCACCUCCUUUCUUUUUUAAAAAAGGAAAUUGUUUGACUUUAUUAAGUUUUGAGCAGCCCCUCUUAACCUUGUGGCCUUUUCCUGAAUCACUGGUUAGGAAUCUUUCUAAAGAAAACUUUAAAAUGUGCAAUCCCAGCUAUCCAAAGAUACUCCACCAUCUGCUAAGGUAGGUUCAGGUUCUUUAUGAGGUAUCAGAGAAACUAAGGGUAUAGAAAGGAAACUUGCUGGUCUGAUUAAAGGGGAUUUUUUAAAACUAGUAACCCUUAAGAGCCUGAUCCAAAGCCCAUUGAAGUCAAUGGAAAGAGUCCAGCACAUUACUGGGUGAAGCCAUGUUAGUUUGCAACCACAGUUGAGGUCAGUGGGAGUCUUUCCAUUGGCUUUGGAUCAAGCCCUAAAAGUUUUCCAACUAAUAGUAAUUAUCAGAGUGACACCUUGAUUUUUUUCCCCCUGUACAGACCUACUGGUCAAACACAUAAUUACCUGUGUUUAACAUACAGGUUUGAUUUUUUUUGCUUUCAGAGACAAUAUGCUGCUGGGUACAUUUCCCAGGGAAAAUGGACACCUACCUACACACAAAAGUUAUACAGCUAAUUUAUACCUUUUUGAAUUUAUAAUCUUGUCUAUGCUUCUAUGGACACUUUGUAUGGGCUGCAGCUCAAAUCCUAAAAUAGUAAAGAAUUUUUCCUUUCCCAUAUAGUAUUCUCUUUACUUUGACUUUAAAAAAAAAAGCGUAUAAAUGCAAUAAUGCAGGUAGACUAGAAAUACUAGAUUGAAAAUUAAAGUAGUUUAGCUUGUCCCAUUGUGACUUACAGUGUUGUAUGACACCCAACGCUGUAUCCUAGCAUUCUCAAGGCUUCCUACGUAGCUGAAUCUAGUAUUAGCUUUGAAACCCAUUGUGUGAAUGGCGGGUGGGUGGAUUGGAAAUGUGUACUCUCUACACACUGUAUGUUACUCACAUCAGAAGCUGUAUGGCCACUCCAUAUGCUGUGAAACUGUAAAUGAUUCCAAAUACACCUGUAACUCUUAUCAGGAUUGUGUGAAAUAAAUUAUAUAUAUAUAUACAUA